Messenger RNA from Harpia harpyja (harpy eagle), 3330 nucleotides. RefSeq names its product protocadherin gamma-B1-like. NCBI's taxonomy places the organism in Eukaryota, Metazoa, Chordata, Aves, Accipitriformes, Accipitridae. Gene Ontology annotation, biological process: homophilic cell-cell adhesion. The record is from RefSeq and is a predicted model, not a curated record. Gene Ontology annotation, cellular component: plasma membrane. Bases 154 to 2649 code for a protein of 831 amino acids. The transcript has a single exon. Gene Ontology annotation, molecular function: calcium ion binding.
AGCAGAGCAGAGAGAGGAGCAGGAACUGCCCGACUCAGCCUGUCCUGCGACCGACAACAGGGAUUUCAUAUAUUUAUUUCUCUCAGGUACUGAUUCAGCUGCUCGGGAAGCCUAAAUAAAAAUUCUGCGGAAGGUGCUUCAGCGAAGCAGUGGAUGGAGGUCCGACCGGCAGCGCAGGGCCGGGCAGCCGCCGGGCGGGUCGCGCUGUUGGCCGUGCUGCUGCCGAUGUGCUGCCGGGCGGCGCCGGAGCGGGUCCGCUACGCCAUCCCCGAGGAGCUGGGCAGAGGCUCGUUGGUGGGGCCGCUGGCGUGGGACCUGGGGCUGAGCCCGGCCGACCUGCCGGCACGCAAGCUGCAGAUAGUCUCUGGUGACGAAAAGCAGUACUUCACUCUCGGCGACGAUAAUACAAAUCUGCGGGUAAACGAGAGGAUAGACCGAGAGGGCAUCUGCGGAGCCUUGUCGCCCUGUGUCCUCAGUUUGGAGGCAGUCGUGGAAAACCCUUUCAAUAUAUUUCAUGUGAGCGUUACUAUCCAGGAUAUCAAUGACAAUGCGCCGCAGUUUGACAGAGAAUUUAUUGCCAUAGAAAUGAUCGAGUCCACGCCUCCUGGGGCCAGGUUCCCACUGGGCAGUGGCAGAGACCCCGAUAUUGGGGCGAAUUCAUUACACAACUACCAACUUACCCCCAACCCACUCUUCUCCCUUGUAGUGAGGGAGAGUCCUGAUGGGACGAAGCAGCCGGAAUUAGUGCUGGAGAAAAGCUUAGAUCGAGAAAAACAGAGAAAUCACCAUUUGAUACUGACGGCGGUGGAUGGCGGGGAUCCAGCCCGGUCUGGGACCACCCAGAUUAAGAUUAAUGUGACCGACGCAAAUGACAACCCGCCAGUAUUCACCAAGGAGAUCUACAAAGUUCGACUGCUGGAAAACGUGCCAGAGGGCUCCUUAGCUUUUCAGGUGAAAGCUACUGACGGCGACGAAGGUACAAAUGCAGAAAUUACCUACUCCUUCAGUGACAUCGCAAACAGUGCUCUACAGCUCUUCACGCUGGACUCCAGGACAGGGGACGUGAAGGUUACAGGCACCUUAGAUUAUGAAGAGGAAAAAUAUUACGAAGCCAGUGUUGAAGGCAAGGAUGGAGGCGGGCUGAGUGCGCACGCCAAAGUGCACAUAGACAUUCUAGAUGUGAACGACAAUGCGCCAACCGUUUCCCUCCUCCCUAUCCUAAACCCGAUACCCGAAGAUUCAGUCCCGAGCACAGUUGUAGCUGUGAUCAAUGUCCGUGACAGAGACUCGGGGGAUAACGGAGAAGUGAGCUGCAACAUUGACGGCGAUUUGCCAUUCAGACUAGAACCGUCAUCAGAGAACACCUAUAAACUAAUAAUAGCUAGUACCCUGGACAGAGAAAAGGUCUCCGCGUACAAUAUGACCAUCACUGCUAGGGACUGGGGCAGCCCGGCGCUCUCCAGCCGCGCGGCGCUGGUGCUGGAGGUGUCGGACGUGAACGACAACGCGCCGGUGUUCGAGGAGGCCGCCUACAGCGCCUACGUGGCGGAGAACAACGCGGCGGGCGCGCCGGUGCUGCGCGUGCGCGCGCGGGACGCGGACGCGGGCGCCAACGGGCGCGUCAGCUACUGGCUGGCGGGCGGCAGCGCGGGCGCGGCGCCGUACGUGUCGGUGGAGGCGCGGAGCGGCGCGGUGUACGCGCAGCGCUCCUUCGACUACGAGCAGUGCCGCGAGUUCGCGGUGGCGGUGCGGGCGCAGGACGGCGGGGCGCCGGCGCGGAGCUCGACGGCGACGGUGCGCGUCUUCGUGCUGGACCGCAACGACAACGCGCCGCGGGUGCUGUGGCCGGCGGCGGGCGCGGGCGCGGCGGGGGCGGGCGCGGGGGCGUCCCCGGCCGCGGCCCCGUUCGAGGUGGUGCCGCGGUCGGCCGAGGCCGGGUACCUGGUGGCCAAGGUGGUGGCGGUGGACGCGGACGCGGGGCGCAACGCGUGGCUGUCGUACGAGCUGGUGCAGGCGCCGGAGCCGGCGCUGUUCCGCGUGGGGCUGCACAGCGGCGAGGUGCGGACGGCGCGGGCCGUGUCGGAGAGGGACGCGGCGAAGCAGCGGCUGGUGGCCGUGGUGAAGGACCACGGGCAGCCGGCGCUGUCGGCCACGGCCACGCUGCACGUGGUGCUGGCCGAGAGCUUGCAGGAGGCGCUGCCGGAGCUGAGCGAGCGGGCGGCGGGCGCCGACUCGCCGGCGGAGCUGCAGUUCUACCUGGUGCUGGCGCUGGCGCUCCUCUCCGCCCUCUUCCUGCUGAGCGUGGCGCUGGCCGUGCUGGCGCGGGUGCGCCGGGCCGGGCCGCCCGCCGUCCUGCGCUGCCUGGGCGCGCAGCGCUUCUCCGUGGCCGGCGCCGCCUUCCCGGCCGACUUCUGCGAGGGCACCUUGCCCUACUCCUACAACCUGUGCGUGGCGCCGGGCCGCGCCGUCGCCGAGGGCGCUUGGCUGCCGCCGCCGCUGCCCAGCCUGGCCGCGGAGGAGCUUCUCGGCGCGGAGCCCUGCGGGAAGCGGAGCCCGACCAGCAGCGCCGGCGCGGGAGAGCCGCCCGCGGACGCCGAGGCCCCGCAGGUCUGUAAGCCCGCGCAGUCCUUGCCUCUGAGCCCUUCCUAAGCUUACGCCGAGGGGACUGGGCUCUUGCUCGUCCUUUGGCCGCUUGGGCGCCUGCUGCCGCUCUCCCUUUCCACGAACGAAUGAAAGGGCCAACGCUAAGGCUGUGCUAUGGGCUAGUUGUUUUCUUUUUGUGAUGGACCCCCGAACCGAGGGGGCAUGUGCAUCGCUGCCUGCUGCUGAGUUACUCUCGAGCGGAGCAGCAAGUCCUAAGUGUAAGCACGGUUUGUACCGUGUAAGGCUGUAAAAACAAAAGAAAACAAAAAAAACCCGAAAAAACAAAGUGGGGCGAAAUGGAGGCUGAUUGAGAGCGGCCUCCGAUGUGCAGCCGAAAAGCAACGAAGUCGAGAGUGAAGGGCCGUCCCUGAGGAGGACUCCUUGUGAGGGGGGAUCUUCAUUGCUGCCUUGUGCUAUGGCUGGGGGUUUGGGAAACUAAUGUGGCUGGUGGCGUUCCAGUGUGACACACUUUUGAUCUGCGGAAGGGUGAGGGAAAAGUCGUGCAAGCACGACUGCUGCUAAUUGCUGUGCAACUGGUGGUGGAGAUUGUGCUUUUGAACUAACGGGCCAAGACUGGUAAUGCUCUGCACGGAAUAUUAAGAGCACUUUAUGUGUACAUUGUAUCACCAUAACAAAAACAUUUAUCCCUGCGGUAGAAAUAACACAACCACGGGAGGCGUGUCAUUU